Messenger RNA from Branchiostoma floridae (Florida lancelet), 1410 nucleotides. Its product is annotated as inosine-uridine preferring nucleoside hydrolase-like. NCBI's taxonomy places the organism in Eukaryota, Metazoa, Chordata, Leptocardii, Amphioxiformes, Branchiostomatidae. The transcript has 5 exons. Bases 105 to 1076 code for a protein of 323 amino acids. Gene Ontology annotation, molecular function: hydrolase activity, hydrolyzing N-glycosyl compounds. The record is from RefSeq and is a predicted model, not a curated record.
GUGACCCCGGAAGUUAUCCCGCCUCUGUUCAAGAAGUGCUUCCACCCCGGAAGUGUUAGCUUCAAAUCAUCAUACUCUUAGUAGUGAGUAGUUGUGUGAUUACAAUGAUGUCAAGUAAAGAACAUAGCAGGCAACUGGUGGUGUUGGAUGUAGACGGGGGUGUGGAUGACGCCCAGGCCAUGAUGUUAGCACUGACACAGCCACACGUGCAGGUGCUGGCAAUCACUUGUGUUGCAGGUAACGUCCACCUGGAUCAGGUGUGUCAGAACGUCCUGAGGGUGCUCAAGGUGUUUAGCAGACUUGAGGUACCAGUUUUUGCAGGAGCAUCCCUGUCUCUUUUGGGAACUCAUGUGGAUGCUGGUCACUAUUUAGGUCAGGAUGGAAUGGGUGAUGUGCCAGACCCUGACCCUCCCCCUGCUGACUUGGUACAGUCUGAGCAUGCUGUCAGUGCAUUAUUGAGGUUAUCUGGAGAAUAUCCAGGUGAGAUCAACUUGAUUGCAACAGGCCCACUUACCAACCUUGCCUUGGCUCUCAGGAUGGACCCAGACUUCCCUGCACGAUUAAGGAAGCUGACACUAAUGGGGGGCAACAUUUAUGGCCUUGGCAAUGUAACCCCUUCAGCAGAGUAUAACUUCUGGUGUGACCCGGAAGCAGCUCAUGUUGUCCUGGAAGGAUAUGGCAGCUUGUUUCCCAUCACAGUAGUCCCCUGGGAAACCUGUGUCCAGGACCAUGAUAUAUCCUGGGACACCUGGGAUGAUAUUUGUGCCAUACCAACAGAACGUGGGCAAUUCCAUGCUGCAAUACAGCAACAGAUGAUUUCAACACAGAAGAAACACAGAUUGUUCUCUGCACAUUUCCACACAUUUGACCCAUAUGCUGUUGCAGUGGCAUUGUGCCCCGAGAUUUUGUGCAAGACAUUUUAUGUCUAUGCCAGGGUGGAGUUAAAGGGGGACAUAACCAGGGGGACGAUGGUGUGUGAUUACAAUGACAAAUGGGGAAAACCUCCAAAUGUACAAGUUGUCAAGAAACUUCACCUACCUUCAGUGUUGACUAUGCUUUGUAAAGCAUUGGAAUAGCGCCAAUGGGCACAUGUAUGAUUGAGUAAGGGAAUGUUCAGUAAUUUCUACCAUUUCAACAAGGACAUAUGUUCAUAUGUGUGAGUUGAUUAAUUCAUUGUUACAUUGUUACAUGCACUUGGCCUUUGUUGUUAGUGUCCUCUGUCCAUGUUCAAAGAACAAAAUAUCUCGGUCAUAUGGAGCAGCAAUGUUAUAUUUUUUGUCUUUUUUUUAUUUAAGUCACAAAAUGAAGGUGAAAGAGAAGAAUUGUUAGGGUUACUUCAACCACUUAAUUUUACAAUAGCAAUUCAUGUUGAUGACUUUAAAACCAUUAAAAGUGAAUGUGAGAAAAAUA